AUGAUCGAAGGCACUGGUAGUGAGUCGCAAGCGAAAACGGAACUUGCUGCACCAGAACGCAAGGAUCGCAUAGCUAAGCAGAAGGCCAGGCUGACGGGGUUGACGUUGCAGAACGAGUUCGAACGCUGGCAUUACUCGCAGAAGCUCAUCACGGAUAUGUUGCAGAAAGAUACCAUCAUAUAUUUAGCGCCUUCGAAGUUCCCGACUCGCCGGGCUGAGUUGUCGCACGAAUGUAUCAAUAAAGAGAUAGUUCUUGAUGUGAGUGCAAGCUUGAAAGUACAGGACCGUCGUAAAGAGCUCAGCUGCGAUACAUCCACAGAACUCUGGCUUUACCAGGCGUUGACGCAUCGUGCGUUGGCCAUGGACCUUGUAGGCCGCACCACCGACCGGCAUGCUUUCUUUCGUCUUAGUGAGAAGCUCACAGAGGGCAUCAAGCAGAAGGCUGAUGGUACCAGACCCAUAGACACUGCCUUGCCUGCGCUCGAAAGCGAUCUGCAGGUGACCUUCCAUCUGCUUCCACUUCAAGGCAAGAAGCGACCGGCGCGUGUGGCUGACACCGAUUCGGGUUGGAAACGUGCAAACACUGGUGAUCAAGACUCAAACAAAAAAGGCAAAGGCAAAGGUAAAAACCAGCCAAUCUGCCACCAGAGUUGGCCGACAAGGUGA
Messenger RNA from Durusdinium trenchii, 666 nucleotides. Lineage: Eukaryota; Dinophyceae; Suessiales; Symbiodiniaceae. The record is from the annotation of a GenBank genome assembly.